UCGUUGUCCCGCCCGUUCGUGCCGUCUUGGAGCUUCGUCAUCACUCCCAGAUCGAUCUCCUUCGCGUCCGAUUGAAGCUAGGCCUCUCCGCUCAUCUGUUAGUGCGAGCGUUCUCUUCGAUUGCAUCCGCUCUCUCGUUGCCGCUUCCUUCGUCUCUCUCUAGCGGGCAGAGCGGUCGCCGCCGCUACUGAUCUCUCGCCCUCGCCCUCGCCCUCGCCCUCGCACUCGCCCUCGCCCUCGCCGAACUAAUCUCUCGGCGAUCGCCUUCGCAUCUGCUUCCAAGUAAGUCAAUCGAUUCCUUCUUUCGGGGCUGGCAACUCGCACGCGAGGACGAGGGUACUGGUGCCGGUUCCGUGCAGGAACCUCAAACGCUGGAAUUCUGUGAUAGAUUAGAUAGUAACGCAUAUGGCGAGCUUUGGUAGCUUGGGUGUUGCUGCAGCUGGAAAUGCAAACCCUAACAAGUCUAUGGAGGUUGUUCCUGCUCCAAGUGACUCCGUUUCUAGCCUUAGUUUCAGCCCAAAGGGAAAUUACCUUGUUGCCACAUCCUGGGAUAAUCAGGUUAGGUGCUGGGAAAUUUUGGCCGGUAGUAGUCAACCAAAAGCUUCAAUAUCACAUGAUCAUCCGGUUUUGUGCUCUACUUGGAAGGAUGAUGGGACAACAGUUUUUUCAGGAGGCUGUGAUAAAAUAGUAAAGAUGUGGCCUUUGAUGUCUGGUGGACAACCUACAACUGUUGCUGCACAUGAUGCACCGAUUAAAGAUAUUGCCUGGAUACAACAAAUGAAUCUCCUGGUUACAGGGAGCUGGGACAAGACACUCAGGUACUGGGAUACUCGACAAGCGCAGCCUGUCCAUAGUCAGCAGCUUCCUGAACGAUGCUAUUCUCUGUCAGUGCAGUACCCUUUGAUGGUUGUUGGCACUGCAGAUCGACAGAUUCAAAUUUUUAACUUGCAAAACCCUCAGACAGUGUUCAAGACAAUCACAUCGCCUUUGAAGUACCAGACAAGAUGCCUUUCUGCAUUCCCUGAUCAGCAAGGGUUUCUGGUGGGAUCAAUAGAAGGGAGAGUUGGCGUGCACCAUCUUGACGAUGCACAACAAAGCAAAAAUUUCACAUUCAAGUGCCACAGAGAAGGCAACGAAAUAUAUUCUGUGAACUCAAUGAACUUCCAUCCUGUUCAUCAUACAUUUGCCACUGCUGGGUCUGAUGGCGCAUUUAAUUUCUGGGACAAGGACAGCAAACAAAGACUGAAGGCAAUGAGUAGGUGCCCAUAUCCCAUUCCAUGCAGCACUUUCAACCAUGAUGGUUCAAUUUUUGCUUAUGCUGUCUGCUACGACUGGAGCAAAGGUGCUGAAAACCACAAUCCAGCUACGGCAAAAACAUACAUCUACCUUCACAAUCCACAGGAAUCUGAAGUGAAAGCAAAACCACGCCUUGGAACUGGAAGCCGAAAGUGAAUGUACAACAUUCAGGGGCUGAACCGUCUCUCUACGGCCCAGCAUUGUCUUGCAGUAACACUGUAUUUUUUAUGCUAAAAAAAAAUGUGAAUCUGAGCAUUCUUAUACUGUUUGAGAACACAGAAAGUUGUUUGUUUCUUGUGAGCUUUUUUUUUUUUAAUGCUAAAAAAAAUGUGAAUCUGAGCUUUCUUAUUCUGUUUGAGAACAGAGAAAGUUGUUUGUU
Molecule: messenger RNA, 1675 nt
Organism: Zingiber officinale
Lineage: Eukaryota; Viridiplantae; Streptophyta; Magnoliopsida; Zingiberales; Zingiberaceae
Product: protein RAE1-like
Exons: 13
Coding region: 406-1452 (348 amino acids)
Biological process (GO): transcription-dependent tethering of RNA polymerase II gene DNA at nuclear periphery; RNA export from nucleus
Cellular component (GO): nuclear pore
Molecular function (GO): ubiquitin binding; RNA binding
Source: RefSeq, a predicted model, not a curated record